This is a messenger RNA of Ictidomys tridecemlineatus (thirteen-lined ground squirrel), 10524 nucleotides long. It is a transcript of the gene Psmb1, whose product is annotated as proteasome 20S subunit beta 1. Gene Ontology annotation, cellular component: cytoplasm; proteasome core complex; nucleus. The record is from RefSeq and is a predicted model, not a curated record. Lineage: Eukaryota; Metazoa; Chordata; Mammalia; Rodentia; Sciuridae.
CGCGACUUCCGGCCGGGCCGCCAUCUCGUCGUGAGACAGCACUAGCCGUGCCGCGCGAUGUCGUCCGCAGUCUCGUCCUGGGGUUGCGGCGGGCAGCCGGAGAUGGAGGCGCUGGGCGCCGCGGGUCCCUGGCGGCUGCGCUUCUCGCCCUACGCCUUCAACGGAGGUACUGUAUUGGCAAUUGCUGGUGAAGACUUUUCGAUUGUUGCUUCUGACACUCGGCUCAGUGAAGGCUUUUCUAUUCACACUCGGGACAGCCCCAAAUGUUACAAGUUAACAGACAAAACAGUCAUUGGAUGUAGCGGUUUUCAUGGAGACUGCCUUACCCUGACAAAGAUUAUUGAAGCAAGACUGAAGAUGUACAAGCAUUCCAAUAAUAAGGCCAUGACAACGGGGGCCAUUGCUGCGAUGCUGUCUACCAUCCUGUACUCAAGGCGCUUCUUCCCAUACUAUGUCUACAACAUCAUCGGUGGACUCGAUGAAGAAGGAAAGGGAGCUGUGUACAGCUUUGACCCAGUAGGCUCCUACCAGAGAGACUCCUUCAAGGCUGGAGGCUCAGCCAGUGCUAUGCUGCAGCCCCUGCUCGACAACCAGGUUGGUUUCAAGAACAUGCAAAACGUGGAGCAUGUGCCAUUGUCUUUGGACAGAGCCAUGAGGCUGGUGAAAGAUGUCUUCAUUUCUGCAGCUGAGAGGGACGUAUACACCGGGGAUGCCCUCAGGAUCUGCAUUGUGACCAAAGAGGGAAUCCGGGAGGAGACUGUUCCCCUUCGGAAGGACUGAUGAUGGGCUGUCCCGGGGGCUGUUGGGCAAGGUCUUUUUAUUGUGAAAGAACCCUAAAGUACCUGUUCUGUUAAAAUGUGCUUUAUCUAAGGAGACAGAUUUAGAAAGUAGAAUUUCUUCUUUCAUUUUCUUCAUUCUCCCCACAAUUGCUGUCAUCCAGAGGUGUUGCUGAAUUUUCCCUCAUAUUUAUCAGCAAGGAAUUUGGAGAAAUCUAUCUUAUUGGCUAGCUUAUCUUAGGAACUGGGCUCUUGGUGUUUAUUUAAGUUUACCCACUCACCUGAAGGAACUUUUAAGACACUUUUUUUUUUUUUUUUUGCUGUGCUGGGGAUUGACCCCAAGUCCUCAUGCAUGCAAGGCAGGCACUCUACCUCUAGGCUACAUCCCGAGCCCCUGUAGGGAUCUUUAAACUGCCCAGAAGGGAUGUUGUUUAUCAGGGUUUUAUUAAAACUUCAAUGUAUAUAAGUGAUAUAGCUUAAAAAUUUCAUGCCUGGGACUAUCAAGCAGGCAAUCUGAAAAGGCUGUGCUGUAAAAAAAAAAAUCUUGAACCAGAAUUUCUUAAAAAUUGUAAAAGUGAGAAACCUUUCAUGUGGGCUUUAGCCAGAAAUCUGGGAUAAUUUUUUUUUUUUACCCCAGAUCUUAUUAAAUAACUAUUUGGCUAAUAAUUAUAAAAACUUUAAAUAGUAAUCCCAAGUAGUAGAAGGCAAUUUUGGAGUAGUCUCACAAGUGCUUUGGUAAUGUUACAAUAGAGAGAAGGCUCGGGUAGAGCUAAGUGGUGGAGUGCUUGCCUAGCAUGCCACAGGCCCAAACCUAGAAUCCCAGUAUCACAAAGAGAGAGGGGAUCCUAGGUUUUGAUAGAGCUAAAGACUUUUUUGUCUGAGAACUGUAAAGUGCAUUUUAACUUUGUUGUUAUUUGGUGGUUUGGUUUUUUAUUAUUGUUUUGGUACUAAGGAUUGAACCCAUACAUCCCCCAGCCCUUGAUAUUCUUUGAGACAGGGCCUUCCUUAGUUGUAUAGGUUGGCCUUGAACCUGUAAUCCUCCUGCCUCAGUCUCCCAAAUUGCUGGGAUUACAGGCUGCAACACUGCACCCACCCAGUUGUUGAACAGUUUUACUGUGCAGUUAACCUAGGUGCUGUGACAGCCUGUGAUAUGAUGGGGUUCUUACAAUGUUGGUUGAUAUUAGGAACCAGUUUCAUUUAUUUUACCUUUUGCUAAAUAGAAUUUGAUUCAGAUUACCAAAAACUCUUGGUAGAUGCAUAUUAUAAACAUUCAUCCUACAAACGGGUCUGGACUGGUCUGCACAAGUACUGGCAUACAGCAGGAAGGUUUUGUUUGCAUUUCUCUUCCAUCAUAUUGUAGCUCUCCAGAGAGACAGAGCAGUGGGAUGGAUGUACAUUGAGACUUACUAGGGGAACUGGCACUUGGUUACAGAGCCUGGGAAAGUCCCACAAUAGGCAUUUUGCAUCCUGGAGAAGGCUGGGGCGCCAAGCUCACCCAGUCCAUCUGAAAGAGCUUGGGAGUCUGACGUUCCAGCCCCAGAGAGGUAUAUUUCCCCUUGCCGCCUUCUUGUUCCCUCAGGGCCCCAUAGGAUGGUGCGCCUGCAUCCAUGGUGGAUCUUCCAUACCCAGCCUACCACAGAGCAGUGCUUUGCCAGCCCUGCAGAUUCCCGUUAAACUUUCAGGUUGGCACCUGAUGUCAGCAUUCAAGAUCACAGUUAAAAACGGUGGACUUACAUGCAAAAUACAUAAUUGUCAUCUUUAUAUAAACUAGAUCUAUUUUAUUCUUUGUCCAAAGUAUUUCCCAUUGUUCGGGAUUCGGUUUUUCACUAACUUAAAUUCCAUUAAUCUGUAUGUCUAGAAUUUUCUGUAAGAUCCUCACCUACCCCUGUUGCCAGGGGAGUUCUAUGAAUUGAGUGGGAUCAGUGGCCUAUAAUUGUGCUUGUUGAUGUCUUCUUUCCACCUUCCCAGGUCACACUCGCCUAGCUGUCUUGUAGCCUCUGGAUGGCUGCCAUGCUGUGGUUCAUGGGUGCUGGUAGAGGUUCCCAAGCCCAGAUGAUUUGGGUGACCUUUAUGGUGACUCAGCCUCAUUCCUUACUUGAAAAGGGAGGCCUUGUAGCCUUGAGUGAAGGUGAGAGGGGCAGUUCACCUACAGCCAAUGCUGAGGUCAUGCAGAGGCUGGUCUGCCAACCAGAGGCAAUGUGACAACUGCUGAGGGAUGCUGUCCACCAUGGGAGGUCUUAGCCUUGCUCCCUGCCCACUGCUCACUAUGGGAGGUGUUACCCUUACUCUCUGCUCAUUGUGAGAAUUUGUAGUCAUUACUCCUUGCUUCCAGGCUGACUUUGGAUACAUAGAUGUAUGCUGAUUAUCAAGCAGGAUAGAAAUGUACUCUCUAGAUCUUAAGAUGAGCUGAGCCUGUGAUGCUCAGAUGUGCUGAUCUUGAGCCUGGACAUUUCUUACAACUGCAGGCCUGAUCUGUGCAGGGGCCCACAGCGCAGCUGAGCAGAAUAUGACAAGUCAGCAGGAAAAUGGUCUUUUUAAAUAUAUAUAUAUUAGUUUUAGGUGGACACAAUAUCUGUAUUUUAUUUUUAUGUGGUGUUGAGGAUAGAACCCAGUGCCCCCGUAUCCCAGCUGAGCACGCUACCGCUUGAGCAGCAUCCUCAGCCCCAGAAAAUGGUCCUUUUACCAAGGGUCUCAGUAAUUACCCUGGUAGGUUUUUUUCCUACUUUCCUGUACCUGUUACCCAGGUGAGACCUUCAUGGCCCAGGAGUAUAUAUAUGUUAAUGCGCUUUGACUCUCAGUCUUCCUUCCCUAAAUUCACACCAGUUACAAGGGUGCUUGCUCAGAACCAGGUCCUGGGCUAUCCCUGACAUGGGGUUAGGGCAUGAAAAUCUCCAUUUUUAAAAUGAAAUACUCAGGUGUAACGAUUUGGAUGAAAGCGCCCCCAAAAGUUCCUAUUAAUGCAGGCAUAUUCAGAGGCAAAAUGAUUGGAUAAUGAUAGUUUUAACCCAAUAGUCCAUCCUAAUUUGAAUGAACUAACUGGGUGAUAACUAGGCAGGUUGGACAUGGCUGGAGGAGGUGGGUCACUGGGGAUGUGCAGGGAAAAUGCAUUCUUUCAAGGAAUUUGGACAAAUCUAUCUUGGCCAUCUUAUCUUAGGAUCAGAGCUCUUGGUAUUUAUUUUGCUCACCUGAAGGGACCUUUAAGGCAGUUUUUUUAGGGCCUCAUGAGUACAAGGCAAGCACUGUACCUCUAGGCUAUAUCCCCAGCCCCUGCAGAAACCUUUAAACUGCCCACACGGGACCUUGGAAGAACGCAUCUUCCCUGAAGCUCCUUCCCUUCCCUCUGCUUCCAGGCUGCGGUAAGCUAGGCAGCUUUCUUCCACCAUACCCUUCUGCUUUGAUGCUCACCUUGGGUCCAAAGCUAUAGAGUCUGCCAACCAGGGACUAGAACUCUAAAACCAGAAAAUCUCUGUGAGCCAAGGUGAGCUUUUUCUCCUCUUCAUUCCUCUCAUCAGGUAUUAUGAUCCCAGCAAUGAAAAACCACCUGAUACACAAGUGCUCGCUGUGGACACAGCUGGAGAAAGUCCACGUCUUCAGCACACAGAUUCCACCAGAGAAGCAACCUGGGAGACUUAAGAUGGGUCUCUUGUAGAAUUUGAUCUUACCACAUUAAGAGGGCCUGGGUUAGGCUUGAGGCCUUUGUUUUGUGUGUUUGGUAUUAGAGCUGAAAUCCACAGCAUGGGCCAUGGGGUGGAGGUGGGGACACAAGGACAGAUGGGACUAGAGCCUGCUGAUACUGAGUUUCCCGUCAGUCUCACCUGUUCUGACCUCCCUCUAGUGAAGAGAUACCAGACUCCUGUGCUGUGGGCUAGACACAAAGGGCCUAGAAGCUAAGGGAACUGGGAGCCCAGGUGUGAUCACAGGAGCUGUGACAGCCCAUCAUCAUCAUCAGGUUUAGUCAGCUGUUUCACUGAUAGGACUAAGAGACCCAAUCAGAACAAUUAUAGAAGAGAAAAGCUUAUUUGAGAGCUCAUGGUUUCAGAGAUCUUGGUCCAUAGAAGGUAGGCUCCAUGCCUUGGGGCUCGAGGUGACGCAGAACAUCAUGGCGCAAGAGCAUGGCAGAGGGAAGCAGCUCACAAGAUGAUCAGGAAGCACUCACCAGAUAUAAAAUACAUACACCAAAGCCAGGCCUCCAAUGCCUUCCUCCAACCACCACCCCCACCCCCCGCCUGCAGUUAACCACUCAAGUCAAUCCCAUUGGGUGAUUAAUUCACUGAUUUGGUUACGGCUUUCUCUGACCUUCUUAACAUUGUCUCACACAUGAGCUUUUGCGGGGGACAACUCACAUCCAUACGCUGUCCACCUGAACCUAAAAGAUGGCUGGCUGGUGCCUGAACACUUUGCAUGUGCAGCCCAUGUAGUUGCUCAGCACCCACCCAUGAUUUUCAUGCCACCUCACAUUCAUAUCUUGCAGUUCUUCCACAAGUAAACCCUGCCUCCCUCCCUACCAAGCUUCCUUGAGUAGCUGGGCUGCUUUACCAAGUAGGUGUGACAUCAUCAGUUUUAAUACUGUCUAGUUUUAUGUCUACUUGAACUCAUCUCUACUGACACCUCCUCAACUCUUCAAGAUUUCAUGAAUUGCUUCAGGGAUUCUUUGAACCUGGACAAUAUGUUGCCAUCAGGUGCUACUGUCUGCUUCUAGUUGUGAAAAAAAAAGACUGAGACCUGGUGUAGCUCAAACUCCUUCCCCACUCCCUGGGUUUCUAGCAGCAGGUGUGGACUCAACAGGAAGGAGCUUCACUCUUGGGGAGGUUGGCAGCCAUGUCCAUGUAUAGUCCGGAGUGUGUGGGGCCGAAGGCCACAGUCCAGCACAAGUCGGGGCACUCUGGCCUUAUCAGGCACGGGUAUGGGAAUGUGGUCUCCUAGGACUUCUGUGGGUUAUUGCCACAUCUCUGCAUUCAAGUUCCUUUCCUAGUGGAUGUGUGUGCAUUUUGAGGUGGCAGAUUUCAUCACUGCCUCAGAUGAAAGGAAAGGCCUGACCAUUUGGCCAUGAGCACUCCAGGCCUGGAACCCUUACGCCCCGCCCAGCAGGGGAAUCACAUUGCCUCUGACCACUUGGGCAUGAGUUCAGCAGCCACAUUGUUCUGUCUCCUGAUUGUGAAUCAUCCUGAAAAACGUUUCUUCUAUGCUAGGAAAAUUUUUUUUAAAUGUGGAAUGUGGAUUGAUGUCCAUAAAGAAGGCUUAGGAACCAUGGGUGAUCUGAAGAGUGGGCUGCAUCCUGGCCUGACUAGACAAGUGCAGAACUCUUCCCUGAGAUUUGUGGAGACUUGGUGAGGUCCCAGAAAGCGUGGGAAGUGAGACCCUCACUCUUCAAGGAACGCCAGGGCUCCACGUCACUCUCCCAGCGGCCUCCAGAUGGCAGUGUGGACUCAUCUAACCUAGCCACUCACCUCAGGACUGCAGUCUGCUACCCACACUUCUCUAGAGCUCAAGAGCUGAGUUUCUAGGAGGUGUCACUGGGUCAAACCCAAACUCUCAUUCAUAAUCUAAGAUGGGGACAUUUUUGUGGACACCCUCAUCAAAAUGCAGAGGGCCAAAGAUGAAUCUAGCAUAGCCUGCAUUAAAGGAAUCCUGGGUUCCUGAGAGGUGCAAAGGAAAGAGAGGAAGGAGAAGGGAGAGGAGAGUAGUAAUGGAUUGGAGAGAAAAAAAUCAGCAGGAUUUUAUUUUUGAACCAUAUACUUUCAUAAACAGGAAUGACUGAUCAUAAGAUACAUUAAAAUGAUUUUUCAGGGCUGGGGUUGUGGCUCAGUGGUAGAGCACUUGCACCAUGUGUGAGGCACUGGAUUCAAUUCCUAGCACCACAUUAAAAAAAUAAAAAUAUUGUGUCCAUCUAUAAUUUAAAAUAUUUUUAAAAUGUUAUUUCCAGCCAACUGACUAGUGGAAGAACAGAGAUAAAGACUCAGUAUUUGUUUCAUUCUCAUUUUCACUCUUGGUUUUGUUUUGUUCUACCAUGUUCUUUUAAUAUCUAGAACUUCGAUAAAAUCCUGUCAGAUGAAACCCUAUGCUAAGAUGAUAGGAGGGCCCAUGUCUAUAAAAGUGCCCUGAGAUUUCUCGGUUGAGCAGUUUGUCUGCGUGGUAUACUAGAAAGCACUCACACCCUCAAGGAGCAGAAUCUGACCAGCCAGGAAAUAUGUUCCAGGGGACAGGCUGGUGUCCUAUGUGGCAUGCAACUUCAGGAAAGUACAAGAAAGGUCUUUUUUUCCUCAUGUAGAACUUAUGCCUUUGGCUUCCUGGGGUUGGGCAAUGCUGCCCUGAUUUGCCACUGCAUACUUAAACAGUGACAUGGACAUCACCGGUGCUUUUGCUAUUUUUUGCUCAGAGAAGUCAAGUACAAGGUGAAUCUGCCAUAUAUGGAGUAAAAGGGAAGUAUAGUAAUCAUAACUACUAAACCAGACGCUGAAUAUGGGGUUGAUCAUAUAUGUGAUACCAUGUCCUAAGUAGAGGCCAAAUGUGACUGUGUGUGUGACACCAUCUCCUGAACCAGAGUUUGGAUGCAUGGUCAACCACGUGUGUGUGACACCAUCUUCUGGACCAGAGUUGAGUUGUUGGCUGAUCAAACAUUUGAACCUAAAACUCUGAAACGCCAACCCUUGUGGUAUAUUUAUUCAAGAGUCCUCAUUUAAUUUAGUUUUUAUUUUAAUAUUAUCAUUAUCUUAAUAGCUAUAGCUGAAGACUGUUUUCUUUUUCUGUCCUGACUUUUAUUUUAGCAGCUUUUGUUAGCUUCUUAGAUUUGACUGUGGAGCAUCUCUGAGGCACCUGGAAAGGGAAGAGGCUACUACUUUGUCAUAUGGUUAGACCAUUUUCCUCUUUAAAGACAUCAAGAGCAGGGGGAGGGGGAUGAGGAUAGAAAGUACAUUCCUUGCCUGUAUGGUUUUGUUAAAAUGAAUCCGGUUAAAUGCUCUAAUUUUUAAAAAUGUGAAGAACACGCCUCUAUAAAAUCUAAAUGCUGUCCAGCUUCCACGGAAGUCAUGCUGUGGACUGCACCAGCCUGUUCCCAGCGUGGCCUGGAAGUGCUGCUUGCAGAUUCUCUGGCCCUUCUCAGGCUUGCGGAAUGAGACCUGCCAACAUCUCACUCCGGUUUUGAAGCCUCAGGAAGUUGUGCCACCCUUGUGAACCCUUCAGAGAAGAGUUCUUAGAAGCUGCCUGCAGCAGCUCCUCCAGGUCAGCGCCCUGAGGGGCCAGUGCAGAACAGAGGAAGGAUCAGAGAAGGAGGCGACUGGAGGCUCUGAAAGGGCAGGACAUGAAGCUGGCUGGCCUUGCUGUGCUAUGAGAACAUUAGGUACUGAGAUGUGCUUUUCCAGGAAACCAGAAUGUGCUCAUUUCUGAUGUUCAGUUGGAAAUAGGAGCAGGGUGUAUUCAGACACUUCCCAAAUUCUGGGGACACACCAGUUAGAGAUUAAAUCCUGAUUUCUGGAGGUAGACAGCAGUCAAGCACACCAGAGUACCCCUGGGCCUGGGGAGAGUUGUGAGGUGCAUAGAGCAGGUAUGUUUCUUCUGUGGGCCAUCUCCAUGGCUGCAAGACCCGAGUGGCGCCCCACAGCCAGAGUGUGGUCGAGGUCUUGGGCAGCUCUGUGUAGGGCAGCCGGAGAUAGCAGCAGAGGAAGCAGACCCCUCCCACUUCACUUCAAGCUUGUCUCACUGCAUGGGAAGUCAGGUGAGCAGCAGGGUGAAUGUUCAAUGAUGUAGGCUAGACGUGACAACCACCAGGGUGUGGGGAGCAGAGGGCCCCUGGGAUGGCAAGGGCCUGGGGCACCUUCCUGCAGGUGGGCAGCAGUGAGGCCUGCACUGUCUGCCCAUGACCAUGCCAGUGCUGCUGUGGGUGCUCCAAGCAGGAGGGAAUCACUGCGCCCGCUCUGCCUCACAGGCCUGUCUGGCUCCUUGGUGCACAGGCUUGGGACACCGCUUCACAGAGUCCUUGCUGCUGGGUGAUAUGAGUACAUCUAUAAAACAAAUGCCUGUCACAGAGCAGUGUCUGCUAACAUUCCCCAAGGACCAACAGUGGAAAUGGUGAAGAGAGGUCUGUGAGCUAGCACUCCCGGAAGGCAGCUGGAACACCCACAGCAAUGUAGCACGAGGGCAGGGUACAGCGAGGAGAUCCAUAGAAGGCCAGCCCUUCACAGGGAUGCAAGGUUUUUUUUUUUAAGAGAGAGAGAAAGAGAAUUUUUUAUUAUUUAUUUUUUAGUUGGCGGACACAACAUCUUUGUUUGUAUGUGGUGCUGAGGAUCGAACCCGGGCCGCACGCAUGCCAGGCGAGCGCGCUACCGCUUGAACCACAUCCCCAGCCCAGGGAUGCAGGUUUUGAAAGUGAAUCUAGUAAUGCAGACGAGCAUCCUAAUCAAUAACGUGGUGUGGCCUGAUAUGAGUGGUUUUCCUUAUUUUAUAGGCCUCAUGUGAUAGAGUUUUAUCAUUUUUUAGAUUUUAGGACAAAACCAUAGAUAUAGAAUUCUACAUUUAAUAACUCAAACUUUUGUAUGAUUCUAAAAGUAUGAGCCAAAUUUCAUGAAAUUUUCUUUUGAUUGUGCCUGCAGUCUAGCAAUCAAUGAAAAAAUGUAACUGGUAGCUUGGUUGGAGUUGAUAUGAAGUCAUUUACAGGAUCAGCUCCUUCCUUUUAGCCCCGAGUCACCAUCGGCACUUCAUCUGAUCAUCUGACUGGUACUGACCUCCUGGCUGCUGCCAGGAGGCUGUUUACUUGCCUCUGAGCUGCACAGGGUGGGCACAGGCAUGGCUUGGGGAUGAUGAGAGUGGUCUCUUGGUGCAGAAGACACCACAGCUGCAUGCCUCACAAGGAUAGCCCCAGGCUUCUCAGACAGACUUGAUCGGUCGCCUAGAGAAAACCACAGAGAAUGGACUUCUCAGAUUUUGUGAAGCUGAAGAGGAGUUUUAACCUACAGCGCACAUUGCACAGCUCUAAUGAAGCAGAUGAUACCCGUGGGCGUGGAACUCUGUCAGAAAACAGAGCUGGCAAAAAAAAAACCGCAAAUGGAAACAGCUGCUGCCUUCUUCACUCCACUGGAGACGGUGAGGCCAUGCAGCCCCUCACAGAGGGGUGCUGGCUUCACAGCCUGAAGGGGUUGUCACCAACUCAUGUGUCACAUGUUGGUGUGGGUUUGGGACAGACCUCCUUUCUUAAGUGUGCCUUGUCCCGUGUCCCUCAUCAAUCUGGUGGAAAGUAGAUCUGGAGCGUGAGUGGCUUCUUCAGUAGCUUGAGGUUCCAGUCCACCACUUGUCUAUAUGGGCAAGGGUCCGCCACGUGUCCUCCUAAGCAAGGGGACAAGAGGGCACCAUCUCCCCUUCAUUUAAGGUGCCCGAUAUGCCUGACGGAGACAAGCCACUGUCAUCUUGAAUUCCUCAUCACUCCAUUCCUUCACUCUCGUGUUUCACCAUGAAGCAUGCUGCAUGCACACAAACGAAGCUGAGAGGCCAGCACAAGGGCCCCUGUGUGCCCCUUGCCCUAACAGUAACUACCCACAGCCACCUUGCAGUGUUCCCCAACCUACUACCUCCCCACAGACUAUUUUGAAGCAAAUCUCCAAAUUCUGUAAUUCCAUCUGCAAGUAUUUUAGUGCCUCUAAAAGACACUGAUCGUAUUUUAAUGAAAUCACAGUAUCAUAAUCCUAAUUAACCACAGGAGUAACUCUUAACUCCUAAACAUCAAAUAUCCAGUCCAUGUUAAAAUCUUGUCUUAACUAUC